Messenger RNA from Microdochium trichocladiopsis, 1452 nucleotides. Its product is annotated as concanavalin A-like lectin/glucanase domain-containing protein. The record is from RefSeq and is a predicted model, not a curated record. The coding region runs from base 1 to 1452 and encodes 483 amino acids. NCBI's taxonomy places the organism in Eukaryota, Fungi, Ascomycota, Sordariomycetes, Xylariales, Microdochiaceae. The transcript has 3 exons. Gene Ontology annotation, molecular function: protein binding.
AUGAACAGCGUCAUCAUCGGCCUCCUCUCCUCUUUCGGCUCCGCCAUCAUCAUCGCCCUCAUCUUCCUUGUCAUCUACUUCUUCCGCUACACAUCAUCCGGCCGCAUCUUCCUCGACCGUAUCGGUCGUCCCGGCGAAUAUGACGACGAACAGGCAUUCCUCCGCGAGGAGGCUGACGCCCUUGAGACGAUGGACGAUCUCCAGAGAACAGAAUACUUAAGAGCAAAGGCCUUUAUUCAGGGAAAUCCACCAGAGUCGAUACAGACCGAUAUUUCGCUAUCACAGUAUCUUGCGAUCCAGGAGAAGGGUGUUUCUGCCUGGCAGUUCGAGCCAGAACUCGAGAUCGCCAAUUGCUUCGUCGAAGCCAGGACCGAGAUUGAGUUCUUCGACUCUGAAUGCACGGUCAUGAGCAAUCUGCCAGUCCCUAAGCAGAACGAAGUCUAUUACUGGGAAGCCAAGAUCUACGACAAACCCGAAAACACUCUUCUUAGCAUUGGCAUGUCCACAAAACCGUAUCCCUUGUUCCGCCUGCCUGGCUAUCACAAAUACUCGAUUGCGUACACCUCUACGGGCGCCCGCAGAUACAAUCAGCCGUUUCACGGGACACCCUACGGCCCAGCGCUUGUUCAGGGCGAUGUCGUUGGUGUUGGCUACCGCCCGCGUACUGGCUCAAUCUUCUUCACUCGCAACGGCAAGCGUCUUGAAGACAUUUGCCAGGGCUUAAAGUCGCAGAACUUCUUCCCCUCAGUUGGCGCCAAUGGUCCAUGCAUUGUGCACGUCAACUUUGGUCAAGCUGGAUUCGUCUUCUUGGAAGCAAAUGUGAAGAAAUGGGGUCUUGCUCCCAUGACUGGCAGCCUAGCUCCUCCUCCUCCAUAUGGCAGUGAGCAAGGAAGCAUUUUGUUGGAGACUGGUAGGCGGAAGGACGAGUAUACUCCUGGCUCGCCGGCUAGAGGUCACAGCUACACGAACUCCCUCCAAAUGUACACCGGCCGCGGCCCAAUCUUGGACCCAGGCCAUUCGCGCACCAGGAGUGGUAACUUCAGAGUACUUCCGCCCACCAGCCCAGGCCCCCAAAGGAGCCCUACUGAUAUCUCCCUGGCGCAGCUGGUGCCUACAGACGAACCUGGCGAGGCCAGCGGCAGUAAUGCUCUGGAUUCGGGUGAUCACGUGGUAGAUGUCACUGGUCUCGGCCUGCACGAGUCAUCACAUCCCCCGCCCGAAUACACAAGCCCGGACCAGUCAGAGAAUGACUCUGGAAGCAGCUCCGACAGCGAUGACGUCCCGCUGAUGCGGCCAGGACGCAGUCGUGGUGCGUCCGCAGCAACCUUGCGGCCCCACAACCCGCCCAUCCCGAGCUACAGCGAUGCUGUUCGCCAAGGCGCCGGUAGAGACAGGAGCCGAAGCGACACCAGUGCGAUGACGUCCAGGGGAAGCGGCCACAGUCGACGCUGA